Molecule: messenger RNA, 5229 nt
Organism: Pomacea canaliculata
Lineage: Eukaryota; Metazoa; Mollusca; Gastropoda; Architaenioglossa; Ampullariidae
Exons: 4
Coding region: 1213-3255 (680 amino acids)
Source: RefSeq, a predicted model, not a curated record
UGCUAAAUGCACUCAGCCUCCCGCGAGGGGGCGCUGUUCUAGCUGAGCACACAGCCCGCAGCCUCAUCGAUAUAAUCGAAGCCUGCCAAUCACGUUACGUGUGCAUAGCCAGUGUUCGAGAGGAACUGCUUACCAGUGUCAGACACUGGCUGCUGUGGCACCGAUGCCCUGCAGCCGCCAUGUUGGAUGCGAUGACACGUACGUCUCUCGGGGAUGAGGCGAUAAUGAAGAAAAGAGAUCGAGAGUAACGGGACUUUCCAUGUCCCUGCAAGUACAGCGCGGCCAGCAGCAGUGGCAGCGGGCUGCAGCAGCAGCAGCAGCAGCAGCAGCAGCAGCGGUGACGACACAGCAACAGCAGCUGGCACGGCACGGCGCGGUCGGGCCGGCACGGAAGCAACAGCAGCUUGGCGUCUGACGAACAAAGCAGGCGGCCAGAGAUCCUCGUGUCGUAUGUCUGUCCAGCUCCACCGUGCUUCCCUCGUAUUGCCGAGGCGUUGUUGCUGCCGGCGGUAAGAGACGACGAGAGAGGGAGAGAAGCUGACUGCGGGCAGGUAAAGAUGCUCACCUGUCGGCAGGCCAAGAGGCAGGCAUGCUGAAGUGCAGGAGAAAAUUCAGUGCAACUGUCCUCAAGCUGGUGAUUGGUUAGUGGAGGCCAGGGCUCCAGCCCUCGCACUUUCCGAUUCUAGACUGGCAGUCUCUGUCUUACAUGUCGUCGGUAACAUCAAAGACUGGCGAGCUUACAGCCCGAAUGUUUCGUACCUGAGACUUUCAGUGAUAAAAGUGAAAGGAGGGGGAGCAAGGCGUGCCUGCAAGUUUGUGCGAGUAAACAACCCAGUCCUGCGUGUGAUUUGCUAGGGAAAUUGCAAUAGUAUUGCCAGCAACAGUAAUCAGUUGCUACACAGGCAGUUGGAUUCACGUUUGCUGGCAAUUUUCGUAAAAAAAAAUUAACAAAAGAUCUUUCCAGCUUACCCGCUCAAAAGCGGUCUGCCUUACAAUCUCCACGGCUUGCUUCUCAAGCCAGUUGCAUAAGCAAAGCCACGUGAACGGCUGUGGUCGGCGUCAUUCUCGUCUUCAGUCUCAUCACACAGCAGACGGACGUUUGAGGUGGGGGACCUUACAAGCACCAGGAGACAGGACUUACUCCCCUCCUCCCGUCCUCGUGGAGCCAGCGACUGGUGACCACGACCACCGCCCACCCGGCAUACUGCCAAGAUGCCGAUCUCGGAACUCUACGUGUCCAACCGGCGCAUGCGGAUAGAGGUGACCACCCGCCGCCUGCCUCACACCAACCCUGACAUGGACGUUUCGCCUCGCCUCCCAUCGUUCAGCCAGGCUUCAGCGGCUGGUCCCUUGUCCAAAGCGCGCAUCACAUCUGCUUCUUGGACCUCUGUGCAGGGCGGCCAGGACGGGGCUGAUGUGGGCUUUGUGGGGGACCUGGACUCGCCUCUCGUCGCCAAAGUCCGCACGGCGUCCGGUCACUGCCGCCUGCCCAGCACUGACAGCGGCAUCCAGGCCGACGCGGGCUGGGACUCGCUCAAACGGCCCGGGCACAGCAGCAGGACGGCGCUGGAUGUAGGAGCUGUCGCUGGUGGUGUACCCUCCGUCAGGACUGUGGCAGGGGACCGGAGGUGGGGGAGAGGACCUGAAGGUGAGGGCGAAGGCGGAGCAACAGGAUCAGCAGUUUCAAGCAAAGAAACAAAACAGGAUGCCGUCAAGACGCCCUCGUCUACCUCCGCUACCAUUUCUCUCGUUGCGUCUUCUCCCAUACACGUCGCACAUCACGAGACCACAGUCUUAACACCAGCGUCCAAGCUGUCCUCCUUGUCUAGUGACAGUAGCCACGUCAGUAAAGCGGUAGAGAGCAUAAACGGUCGUGGUGUUUCGAGCGACCAAUCAUUUGUGCCUGUUCCUUCUCCACGGAGGGUGAUGAGUCCAGACAGGAACGCGGGGCGUUUGAACCUCGUGUCAGCCUCCACCCCGGUAAUACCCUCUCCCUCUCCCCAAGGCACAGGUUCCCAGUCAAGCCAGUGGGUGAUGGGAGGCAGAAACCUAUUCCCAUCUCAGUCUAGAACAUCUCUUGACAUUAGUCCUCCCCGCACAGCCAGCAACGACGGAGUGCUUCGUGUUACUCAGCCAGGCAGCCCACCCAUCCAAAAUGUACCUCAGUCUGUACCCCUUCUGCUUCAUCCCGUACAAGUGCAGCACCUUCAUGCGCCCUCGUCCGCCUACCACCAUGGGCGGCCUAGGGUCAACCCAGUGACCACACGUUUCUUGGGGACUGUUGCCCACCCUGUGCACAAGUUACACAUCGAGGUGGUGGAAAACACAGAGUCUGGAACUGUCGUUAUCAAAGAAGGGUCCUCCUUGCAAGAGGCGUCCAUGAACCCUUCACUGGCCAGCAUCAAGAAUCUGGCCGGGGGGCUCCCCAGAAGUGUAAUCUCUCCCACACCCGCGAGAAGGUCGUGUAAGGGCAGAUCCCCCAAACUGCCUCCCAAACACCAGAGUGGCGUUGUGCAUAACAUCCCCAUCAAACACCUGGACACGUGCAGCGCGUGUUUGAAGCCAGAGCCCAUCAAAAACGACUUGGCUAACGGAGGACCAGCUAGACGCCCCUUGGUGGUGGGCGGCAAUGCCAGCGAGAUCUCCUUCAACAACAACCAGGACUCGACUGGCGUUGGCCAGGAGCGGGAGCCGGGGAGAGUCAUCCUCAAGAUGGUGGAGAAGGAGACAGCUGGUGAGGUGCUGGACCCGAUGCUGAAGUCGGCCAAUGGUCAACCACCCAGACUGGACAGUCGCAACGAUGUGCCAUGGAGCGAGCGGCGAUCUCGAAUCGACUCUGCCUUGUCCUGGCUACGUAAUGAGCUGGAGUCAUUGCGCGCCAUGGACGCAACCUUAGUGACGCAGUUCCGGCGUUGCCAGGAGACCAUCGAGACGCUCAAACAGCAGCGGGAUGCGGUCUGGGACGGAGAGGGCAGCGACUGGGGAUGGGGGUACGGCUGUGGUGGCGAUGGCAGCGAGUUUGAUGAGGACGAAGAAGCAUGGGAGGACUGGGAGAUCGCAGAGUUUGAGAAAAAGUGGGCAGAAGACCCUAACGCCAAGGAGAUCGACAUCAUCCUGCCACCUACCAAAACCACUUCACCAUCCGGUGUCUCGUGUGCCACAGAACUGAACACAACGACCGCCAGCAGCGACACCACCAACAAUCAAAGUGACUCCUCACCCGUUAUCAAGCAAGAUGUGGAAGUGACUGUGUAGUCGAGCAGGCUGUGAAGGUGACUGUCUAGUGCUCCACCAUAUUGGUGGGAGGGGAGGGCCGCGGCGAGUUACUUGCUGCCUUGCUGCCUUGCUGCUCACUGCCCGCAGCAACUGAACAGGAGCUUCUUGCAAAGCUGCUUGAACAUACACGGGUCAGGAUACCUUCGUAUUUGUCCAUCGCUAGGCAGUCUCAAUAUUAGUGCACAAAGAUAACUGUGCACUAGGUAUCUAUGACUUUGGUGGCUUUUCGUUAUUUGGAUUCUUGGAUCUGCACAAACAAAUCGGUACAAAUAGACAAAGGAGAAAACAAGUUCAAAGAGAAAAUAAAUGUUCAGGGCUCUUCGUUGUUUCACCAGAGGAGAAAGGGGAGGAUAGAGCAGGAGGUAGGCAAAGGGAGACAAGUGGUUGUCGCCCAGAGCAUCAUGUGAGAGGUACCUGUGGGGACGGAGAGAAUAUGCUUCUAGCAGUUCUAGCAGAGAGAAACAGUUUCUAGCCAAAGCCUCUUAUCUUUAGGACCUGCAGAUUUACCAUGCUAUUAGACAGCAGUCUCAAGGAACAUCUGCAACAGCUCCAUUCUGUGGUUAAAGUAAAUAUCUGUGCUCGCUGUGACUGGGCUGCGAAAGUUGCGAACAAUCACACCAGGUGUUGAGAGGGCAAAGGGAAGACAAAAGAAGUUCAAUGUACAUGUGUGCUCGCCCGAAAGAGAAAGAGAGAGCGUAUAUGCAUGUAUGCGUGCGUAUGUGAGCGAGGUAGAGGGCGUUUACGUGUGUGUAUGUAUGCGUGUGUACAUAUGUGCUUGUAUGCUGGCGCGCGCGCGUUUUUUUAAUCACUUCACGUAAAAAAAUGUUCCAUUAAUUUUUGAUAUUUUGUUCCCUGAGUUCGUUAGAGCUAGCCUUCAAUGUACCUCAGUUCACAAUAAGUAUGCUAACAUUGCCUCUGUGAGUUUCAUUAAAAGCCGUCAUUCGAUAAUGUCUAAUCCAGUCAUCGCUGCAGAGUAAUUUACGCAACUUUCAGACAUCAUGGCAUGCUUCCAAUCCUUAUCUUUAUUUUUUUUUUGGGGGGAAACAAAACUUUAGGCAAAACGUUUUCUAUGUAAGUGAAUUGAAUGUGCGGGUCACGAGGAACAUCACGAUUACGCAUAGAAGGCAGAAGGUACAGCUAUAGUCCCCAACAGUUUUUAUACCUGGUGAUGGGGAACCUUUAGAGAAAAUAAAUGAGCUAACAUCAAAACUCUGUUUAUUUUACUAAAUGUUAAUUGAUAAUAAAAAAAAAGGAGGGAGAGGUGGAGAGGAAGCAUUUGAUGUAUAUAAAUGCUCAUUAUUAUGGGACUUCUUAGCUGCUUCUCUCUCGCCAGGUGUGGCAAGUAAGGGAACUCACAAGAAAUCAUGAACUCGUCGGUGUGUGAUUGUCAAGAUGAGUACAGUGGUGGAGUGGAGGGAGGAGGGUGGAUCUUGAAGCUCUUCACUAUCCACUUGUGCUUCAUGCCUUGCUUGCUGCCCUGCAAGCUACUUCCCCGCCCCUCCUACUCCUUCUCCUGAAGAAAGGGUGCUGUCAUGCCAAAAUUACAAAAAUAAAAUUUAGACCUUAGAGAUUCCGUUACAAACCAAGCAAAAGCGGAACAAUGAUAUAUAUAUAUAAAGUCUUUGAAAGCUUUUGUAUUAAAAUUGAGACAUUUAAUGCUUACAGUGACGAUAAAUAAUUUUUGAACUCUUAUGUUUGAUUCCGCCAUGAAAAGUUCAAACGCAAUGGAAGCUAAUAAGUGGAGUAUUUGUAUAUGAUGUUGUUCUGAUAUUCCAGACCCUGCUGUGGUAUGCCGAAGUCUACAUGUCGCUGACUGUUGGCGAUGUCUGUGCAAUAUACUAUGUUCAGUGCUAUAUGUUGUGAUUAUACUACAUGAACCCUUGUGUUAAUUGUCGAUUUGAGAACGUACAGGUUCAAUGAAGUUUUUUUGUGAACGAUUACAUUUCUGCUUGU